Molecule: messenger RNA, 1773 nt
Organism: Nannizzia gypsea CBS 118893
Lineage: Eukaryota; Fungi; Ascomycota; Eurotiomycetes; Onygenales; Arthrodermataceae
Product: fungal specific transcription factor domain-containing protein
Exons: 7
Coding region: 1-1773 (590 amino acids)
Source: RefSeq, a predicted model, not a curated record
AUGGCAUAUAUGAAUCGCUGUUCGCUCCCCAGUGUGAUAACUGUCGCCUCCGAAAGGACUUCGCCAUGCUCCAAUUGUCGAAUUGGAAAAACAAUAUGUCGAACAACCCCUCGGGUGAAGGAGCAGCGCCAACGAGUGCUGAUUUCGCAUCAAUAUGAAAAGAAGAUCGAGACUAUCGAUGAGCGUUUGUCGACUAUAGAGCGUUUGUUACAGGACCUUACUCUAUCGUUGCCCGCGGCCGCAACUGCACAGUCAACCCCUAGAAUACCACAACCACCUUCAUCAAGGCAUAAUGAUGGCUCAAAUGUACCUGUGAUCAUACAAAACUCGGAAGAGACUGAGACGAAACGCACCCCAGAGUUUGAAGGCGAGUCAUCAUUUAGUGCUCACUCAGUGCAUGCUGGUGCUCUCUUCGAGAGUGCUAUGAAAAGAAUACCCUUUGCACAAGUGCCGAUGAUGUCCCAUGCUUUAUCUGCACUGCAGGAUAUAAUAAAACGUCAAUCACUGCCGUCGUCUGUGAAUGUUUUACGAUUCCCUGGCCAACCGCCUAAAAAGAGAAUAAAUUUCUCUGAGUUGGAACUGCCCCCUUCAAGCGCCGUUUUGGCUCUUCUCAGGCUUGCGAAUGAAAACCCGCCUCUUUUCUUCCUCACGCUACCGGUGAUGAACAUAACACGUUUUACACAAAUGUGUAAAGAUCUCUAUUUUUGCACAGAAGAAUACUCGUCUGGAAGAUUUGCUUCUGUCAACUCCAUUUUGGGGCAUCUAUUCAAGGAGAUUUCAUUCCGGUUUAAAGAUGACCCAGCUACCGCCAAGUUCAACGAAUACAGUGAGCUCUGUAUGUCGAAUUUUACAGUAGUGAUUAGUUCUUUUGAUAUGUUUACAGAGCCAAGUUUGGAUAACUUGAUGGCCUUGACAUACGCUGUCCUUCAUGCAACCGAAGCUGCGAAAAUAUCUCUAUGCUGGAACUUCGUGGCGAAUGCCGCUCGUAUGGCUCAGAGCCUUGGAUACCACCGCUCUGUUGCAUCUAAGGAUGACACGCCUGAUGAUGCUACCGUGAAAAUCGAUACCCAGGAAGCAUACCAUAAAGCGCAUAUUCAAUGGAUUGUCCCAGCUUCAGAGUUGACAUAUAAUUUGAUAGCCACUAUAAUCCAACGUGCCGCGCCACCAACUCAACCACCCGAGACUCCCUCUGGCCUCAAUUUACAGUGUGUUCAAGCAGCCCGUAAAGCUCUACAGAUACACCAGCAGAUAUUUGUUUCUCUUGAAAAAGCCGAUUCGUUCUUUUUCAGCGGAUAUAUUACCUGGGUCCUCUUGCAAUGUCCUUUUGCUCCGUUUAUGGUAACCUUCUGCCAUACAAUCGCAGCCUCUGACCACGACGACCUCAAGCUACUUGGUGAAGUUGCAACAUCCCUUCGAGUAGCAGCUGAUGUCUCAGAAGCAGCGGACCGACUGUACCGGCUAUGUCUGGUAUUUUAUCAAGUCGCAAAGUUAUAUGUGGAUGUUCAACCAAAGGAGCCACACGACUAUCCUGUGAUACCGAAACCAGGGGAAGCCUUCGACGAAUACCUCACAUCUCUUGGGUUUGGGCCUAAUACCCUGACAGCCGAGACGACCGAGAACAGCAACAACAUCAAUUUCAGCGACCCGAGUGAGCCUUCUAUAUCAGCAUUCCAAAUGCCACCCGAGAUGAUGGAGACAGAUCUGUCACAUACCCUUGGAGACUGGUUCCUUGACAACCAGUACAUGAUGGGUUUGUUAGAUUCCGAUUUAUAA